AUGGAAGAUUUGGUGUUUGUCCAAGAGUUUCAUGCGAUCGAUAAAAUGUAUUACCAAUUAAUUGGUUUGAGUCAUGAUUUAAGAACUUCAAGAGUUAAAGUAAAUAAAUAUCAGAUUAGAUAUUUUGUCCAAGAUGUUAAGAUGUCUAUUCUCCAAAAAAAUAAAUGACUAAUGUUGACGGAUCAUUCUUUUAUUCAGUUUUUCCUCACUUAUUUCUAUCAAUUUUUUCAGAAUUAAACCCCAUAUAAUCUGUUAAUGAAUGUGUGCUUAAAAUUUUAGGUUUUAAAAUUCAUCAGAAAAAAGGUUCCAAAUUUCAAAUCUAAAAACCAAAUAUAGAAAUGUACUAUUAUGGUGAGGAUCACAUUAAAAGAUUAUCACAAUUUUAAUCACAAUAAUCUAUUCAAAAUAAAUAAUAAUAAAUCACAUAGAAAAAUAAUGAUGAAGCAGAUAAAAAUUAAUAAGAAGCUUUAAUAGCAAUUUAUAAUUUAUAAAAAUUAAAAAGUAAAAAAUGA
Messenger RNA from Paramecium sonneborni, 512 nucleotides. The record is from the annotation of a GenBank genome assembly. Lineage: Eukaryota; Ciliophora; Oligohymenophorea; Peniculida; Parameciidae.